AGCCUUGGCCUGGCCAGAUGGGGCCGCCGCCGCCGCCGCUCAGCCGCUGCGCCUCGCCGGAGAGGAGCCCCCGGGAGGAUCGGGGUCCGCCCAGCGUCCCGGUGCCCGUUUCGGAGCAGCGGGGUCCGCCCUGCUGGUGCGCAGCCCGGCCGGGCCGCCGGGUCCCGCGGGCGCCGCCAGCGUCCGGGCUUGGCCGCCUCCCCGCCCUGGAAACCGGUUGCCCGAGGAGACGGCCCGCGCGCGCCCGCCGGGUCCCGCGCCGCAGCCUCGCUCCCCGCCGCUGCGGGUCCGAGCGCGCCCGGGGCUCCGGCAUGAGCCGCGGCGGCUCCUCGGGCUCCAGGAGCCUGGACCGGACCAGCGACGCCGCCUUCGGUGCCUCGUCGCCCGCGCCCGAGUGGGAACCCUAUCAGGGAACUUAUGAUCAUCUUUUGGAAGUCCCCGUCACUCGGGAGCAAUUAAACCACUAUCGGAAUGUGGCUGAAAAUGCUCGAAGUGACCUUGCAGCAACUUUGGUCAAAUUCGAAUGUGCUCAGUCUGAGCUUCGAGAUCUCCGAUCCAAGAUGCUUUCGAAAGAAGUUUCCUGUCAAGAAUUGAAAGCUGAAGUGGAAAACUACAAAGAAAACAAUGCCAGGAAAUCGUCUCUCCUCACCUCUCUGAGAGACAGAGUUCAGGAGCUAGAAGAAGACUCAGCAGCACUCUCCUCCUCUAAAAUUAGGACAGAAAUCACGGCUCACACCGCAAUCAAGGAGAACCGGGAGUUAAAGAAGACAGUGGCAGAACUCGAUGAAAAAUUACAAAAGUGUUUAAAGGAAAAUGAGAAGAAUAUGAAUCAAAUCUCAAUGAAUUGCAGGAAACGUGAGGAAUUUCUAGCGCAACUUCAUGACUGCUUAGAUCCAAACAAGGAAAAUGGAGCGGCGUCAGAAGAAGACUUCGUUCUGAAGCUUAGAGAGCUGUGCAAGGAAAAUGCAUUCAUGAAAGGACAAAUUGUUACUCUUGAAGAGACUAUAAAUGUCCAUGAGAUGGAGGCAAAAGCUAGCAGAGAAACGAUCCUGAGGCUGGUUUCAGAAGUAAACAGAGAGCAGAAAAAAGCGGCCUCCUGUAUUGAAGAGAAAGAUAAGCUGAACCAGGACUUGCUCAGUGCUGUGGAGGCGAAAGAAGCUCUGGAAAGGGAAGUUAAGAUCUUCCAAGAAAGGCUGCUUGCUGGCCAGCGGGUCUGGGAGGCCUCGAAGCAGGAGCUGAGCCUGUUGAAGAAAAGUUCCUGCGAACUGGAGAAGAGUUUGAAGGCCAGUGUGGAUGCAGCCGCGGCCUCCCAAAGCCAGCGCUCCUCAUUCAGGGAGAAAAUCGCAGCCCUCCUUAAGGGUAGCAUGGGCCUGACGAGGUCCACCGAGGACGCCAUCCUGGAGGGGAUUCGAGAAAUGGGCAGCCAGGAAGAGAGCAGGAAAAGGAUGGUCUCCCAGCUUGAAGCCCAAAUAUCGGAGCUUGUUGAACAGUUGGGAAAUGAGUCUGGGUUUCACCAGAAAGCUCUACAGAGAGCCGAGAAAGCCGAAGACAAGCUGGAAGCUCUUCAGGGUCAGCUGACACAUUUGGAGGGAGAGCUGAUUUCUGGAGAUGUUUUGAGAGACAACUUGACGUUUGAGAAACAAAAAUAUCUUAAAUUUCUGGAUCAGCUCUCAGAGAAGAUGAAACUGGACCAGAUGGCUGCUGAACUUGGCUCUGACAUGCGUCUGGAUGUAGUUUUAGCUCGCGCAGAGCAGCUGGUCCGCCUCGAGAGCAAUGCAGUCCUUGAAACCAAGACUAUCGCCCACAAUUUACAGAGAAAGCUAAAGACUCAGAAAGAAAGACUGGAGAGCAAAGAAUUGCACAUGAACCUGCUCCGGCAGAAAAUAGCCCAGCUGGAGAAAGAGAGGCAGGUGCGGACGGCCCUGGCCGCGGAGAGGGACGAGGCCAAUGUGACCAUAAGGAAGUUACAGAAGAAGGUGGAGAGGCUGCAGAAAGAGCUGAGCGUGUGUCAAGAACUGAACACUCAGCUUAAAGCCAAGCUGGCUGACACCAGUGAGCUCAAGAUUAAAGCUUUGGAACAGACCAAAGCUAUUGAAGACUUAAAUAAAUCGAGAGACAAACUGGAGAAGAUGAAGGAGAAAGCUGAGAAAAAGCUAAUGUCUGUUAAGUCAGAACUGGAUACUACAGAGCAUGAGGCUAAAGAGGAUAAAGAGAGGGCCAGGAACAUGAUCGAAGCGAUAACCGGUGAAAUGAAGACCCUAAAAAAGUCUCUGGAAGAAGCAGAAAAGAGAGAAAAGCAGCUGGUAGACUUCAGAGAGGUGGUUUCCCAGAUGCUGGGCUUGAACCUGACCAGCCUCGCUCUUCCUGACUAUGAAAUCAUCAAAUGUCUUGAAAGACUGAUCCAUUCACAUCAGCAUCACUUUGUCACCUGUGCCUGCCUCAAAGAUGUGACUACCAGGCGAGACAGGCACUUGAAAGACCACUUGAAACUUCUUCAUUGAACGCUACAUCUCUUGAGGGAGGUGAAGCUAAGAGAUGGCACGCAGUUCUCUAUUUCACAAAUUCCCCUAACCUUUGAAAUUGGAUCUGUGUGUGAAUAUUGUAUACUUUGAUGACAGAGCAGACUCCAUCAUUGGCAAAAAGAGAUCCUAAAGGUGCCUGUCGUAGGUAAAUGUACGGCACUAAAAACACUAUUAUUUCAUUUGCUAGCACUUUAGGAUCCAGAAGAAUUCCUUGAGAUCGUGUAUCUAGAGUGGGAAAUGGCAGUAGGGAAUUAACUUUUAUAGGGCAUCUUUUAUGAGUCAGAGGCUUUACUACCCAAUUUAAUUCUCAUAAUAUCCACAUGGAUAAGCUUUAAUGUUUUUAUGUUACAACCUCUUUGGGGCUCAGAGAGGGUGUUAUCUCUCUGAGAUUGCAGUUGGUGAGUGACAGAAUGUAUACUACGUUGGCUCAACAUCAAAGGCUGUGCUUUCUCUACUACUCCACAGCCCUCCGGUUUCCCCUGAAUCUCUGUGGUUCUGGUGGAAAUUGACUGCACGAAGGAAGGAAAACAUCCAUACAAUCAAGAAUUGAAGUCUGAAAGUAACUAAGAUUUAUGAGGGUAACCAAUAUGAUUUCUUUAAAAAGCAAUACACCAAAUAUUUGGAUAAAACAUACAUGGUUCUGAGAUCCUGUAAGAAACUUACCUGUUUUAAAUGUUCCUACCAGAGCACGUUUGGUGGUAAUUCUUAAUGUUUCAACAAGACUGGUCUCAGUACUUCAAAAAUGAGACCUUUAACGUGAAACCUAUGAGACAAAGAAAUCUUACACACUUUCAUUCACCAAUAUAUCAAAUGCUCUCACAGCAAGGGUCCUUUUCCAGGAUCAGGGUUUUAUUAAGAAUUACUGUCAUUUUCUGCCUUCCUUUUAAAUUUGUAUUUCACAGAUAUUUUUCAGGAAACAAGAUUCUUCACCGAGAAAAGCGUGUUACUCUUUUGGCUGGUUAUCUGAUUUCUGCCAUACGAAAUUUUUCUGUAUAGUCCCUUAAAAAAAGCAUUGGUGUCUGAUUAAAGAAGAGGGGAAAAAUAGGUGGUACCCAAACAUUAAGAGAAAAUGAACGAGUGUGUCACUUACAGCUUGGGUAACAGACCACGCAGAGGAAGAAUGACCGAGGAUCUCCACUGCGGGGUGGGUCAGCUUUGCCUGGCUUUCUCCUUCGUGAGCAAGGACAGUAUGAAGUCGCAUUUUGCAACUGAGCAAAUACACCCACACAACGCUGCCUGAGGACGCAAGCUAGGUCUGCACCAGGCGGCAGAGGCAGCCUCGUGUUUUCCCAGAGGAAGGCCUGCAGUCUCUGGAGGGUCCCUCAUAUGCUUCACAGAUGCAGUGGCUUCCGCUCUGGACCCACACUCACCCAGAGAGGAGGAAGUGACUUCACUGUUUGGGUCUCUGGAGGCUAAGUCGCUCUCCUUUGCUCAGGUCAUAGAAGAGGGGUCCGAUGGUGGGGGGAUUAUUUCUGUGCAUUCUCUCUGUUUUCAUUGUCCAAAUACAAUCUUUAAUGAACUUCUUUUAUUUUUCUCUGUAAAUUUAUUUUUGACACCAUUCAAAGAUGCUUUUCACAGCAUUACUUUAAAAACAUACACUAUCAUAAUAUUAUUUUUCCAUUUUUGAGUUAUUACAUCUCUAGAUUCACAUAAGAGAUUAGAAAUGGUCCAUAGUGGUUAGUACUACACUUUCUCUUUAUUAUCCAAAAUUACAUUCCAUUUAUCUUAAUAUAAGUUUAUAUAAUAUUUCCAAUAUAUGACAAGCAUAUAUAUAAUAAUCUUUAAUACACACAGAAAUAUUAAAAAUGUUUGAAUAUAAUCCCUAGGGAUUUUGAUAGGGAAGACUAUAUGGGCUAAGAAAAAUAAAUUGUGUCCAUGUAUAUGGUCCAUAUGCACGCUAACUAACUAUUUGACAUUUGGACAAAUUGGCAAUCCCUUAAUAAGUCCAUUUCCCUCUUUGCUGAAGUGCCAGUUGCUUAUUGGCUUUCCCUCUGCAGCAUUCAUUCCAGACUUGGCAGGCCAGCUUCACAUUUUUAUGUUAGAUUUUGUUCUGCCAUAAUACCCAUGUAUAUUUUAUGUUGCCCAAUAAAAUGUGUUAGAUUGA
Messenger RNA from Equus caballus (horse), 4626 nucleotides. RefSeq names its product coiled-coil domain containing 170 (gene CCDC170). Gene Ontology annotation, molecular function: microtubule binding. Gene Ontology annotation, biological process: microtubule cytoskeleton organization. The record is from RefSeq and is a predicted model, not a curated record. NCBI's taxonomy places the organism in Eukaryota, Metazoa, Chordata, Mammalia, Perissodactyla, Equidae. Gene Ontology annotation, cellular component: Golgi apparatus.